Saccostrea echinata is the source of this 480-nucleotide messenger RNA. RefSeq names its product fibroleukin-like. Lineage: Eukaryota; Metazoa; Mollusca; Bivalvia; Ostreida; Ostreidae. The transcript has 4 exons. Bases 1 to 480 code for a protein of 159 amino acids. The record is from RefSeq and is a predicted model, not a curated record.
AUGCUUGUUAUUAGUUUGAAGAAAGAUGAUCUUCCUAUAGAUUGUAAGGACCUUCUUCAAAAAGGUCACACUACUUCCGGUGUGUAUGAGCUUUAUCCCUAUGACACCAGCUCCCGUCCUGUCAGAGCUUACUGCGAUAUGGAGACAAUGGACGGAGGAUGGACGGCUAUCCAAAAACGUGUCAAUGGAUCAGUGAGUUUUUACAGGACGUGGGCGGAAUAUAAGAAUGGAUUUGGUGACCCGGAGCAGGACUUUUGGAUUGGAAAUGACGUAAUCCAUCAGUUAACAAAGGGAAACGACUCAUCCCUCUACGUUUCCAUCACACUGGUGAACGGCAGAAGGCUGUACGAGUUUUACGAUCAGUUCUUAGUUUCCUGUGAAAUGGAGAACUAUCAACUCUCUCUGGCGGGGAACGCAUCCGGAACCCUAGGUAUAUGGAAAAGUAGAAUUUGUACCUCUUCUAACAAAAAUGUACUAUAG